Cannabis sativa is the source of this 3364-nucleotide messenger RNA. Its product is annotated as FT-interacting protein 1. The record is from RefSeq and is a predicted model, not a curated record. The transcript has a single exon. Lineage: Eukaryota; Viridiplantae; Streptophyta; Magnoliopsida; Rosales; Cannabaceae. Bases 712 to 3225 code for a protein of 837 amino acids.
UUUUCUCGUUUACUUAUAAAGUUAAUUAUUGUUGGUGAAAACAUCUAAAGAUGAUUAUAGAAGCCCAAUUGAUAUAUUAUUAUUUAAUUCCUCAUUUACAAUAACCAAACCAAACAUAGGAAAAUGAAGUAGUUAAAACUUUUCGACUUCCUCUGUUUUUUUUUUUCUUGAAUGGCCAACUUUAAGUUUCUCUUAUACGCACAGCUUCUCCAACAAAGCUUCUUUGCUUAAACAAAAACCAAGAGCUUACUCAGAGAACCUUAUUACCUGUUUCUUCCAAAAGACAACUUCUUUGCUUCGGAUUCGAGCUUCCCAGAGUAUUCUUGCGAACUGCUACUAAGUAUACAACAACAAAAGGCAGAGCAUGAAGCUGAUAGUGUAACUGGUAGAUGCUCAUGACCUUAUUAUUAUGCCCAGCUACCAACAACAACCUUCUUCACUUCCUUUUCUAGAAAUCCAUUUUGAGAAUCAGAUAAUCACAACCACAACAACACCAAACCAGUUUUUUUUUUUUUUUACCAUACCAAAUUAGAAAGUAACUCCUAUAUAUUUAUAUAACAAACUCAUUAUUGAAGAGUCUGUUCACGACGAGAGAAGAUCACCAAAUAAUAGUCCUACCGCAAAUGUCCUUGCUCCAACAAUUUUUCCAUUGAGUAUUCUUGCUUUAUUUUGGGAAAAUAGGAACACUGAGCGCGGAUUCAACUUACUACAAUGUCAAUUGAGAGACGGCAACGAGGUGUGCCAUUGACAAUGCACCACCAAAGUAGUAAUAUUCCCCAGGUUGCGCCUGAUCAUCAUCAUCAGCAGUCUCAUAGUCAUCCUAUUCCUCCUGCAAAUGUCAAUGAUGAUUUCAGCCUCAAGGACACUAACCCAGACUUGGGUGAACGAUGGCCGAGCGUUAGUGGUGUUGGUGGUCGCGCUGGUCAUGGAGGAAUGGGAUGGAUGAAUAGUGAGAGAUACUCAAGCACUUAUGAUCUUGUUGAGCAGAUGUUCUAUCUCUAUGUUCGAGUGGUUAAGGCCAAAGAUCUUCCUCCGAGUGGCAUCACUGCGAGUUGUGAUCCUUAUGUGGAAGUGAAGCUUGGAAACUACAAAGGAAGGACCAAGCAUUUCGAGAAGAAGCUUAAUCCAGAAUGGAACCAGGUCUUUGCCUUCUCGAAAGAGCGAAUUCAAUCUUCAACUCUUGAAGUUUUUGUCAAAGACAAAGAGAUGAUCGGGAGAGACGAUUACCUAGGAAGAGUCGUUUUCGACUUGAAUGAGAUCCCAACUAGAGUUCCACCAGACAGUCCUCUGGCUCCGCAGUGGUACAGGCUCGACCAUCGCCGUGGUGAAGGUAAAGUAAGAGGUGAAAUCAUGGUGGCCGUUUGGAUGGGUACUCAAGCUGAUGAGGCAUUUUCCGAUGCUUGGCAUUCUGACGGCGCUUCAGCUCAUGGAGAUGGAGUCUUCAACAUUAGAUCAAAAGUUUAUGUCUCUCCAAAACUUUGGUACCUUAGAGUUAAUGUGAUCGAAGCUCAAGACGUUAUGCCAAACGAUCGAAGUCGAUUACCUGAAGUUUUCGUCAAAGCGCAGGUGGGAAGCCAAGUUCUUAGAACCAAUACUUGCCCAACUCGAACUGCUAACCCCCUUUGGAAUGAAGAUUUAAUGUUUGUGGCAGCUGAGCCUUUUGAGGAUCAGUUAGUUAUUACUGUCGAGGAUCGAGUUCACCCUUCAAAAGAUGACUUGUUGGGGAGGAUAACCUUACCUCUUGACAUGUUCGACCGACGUCUUGACCACAGGUCAGUUCAUUCUCGCUGGUUCAAUCUUGAGAACUAUGGCUUUGGUGUUUUGGAGCCCGACAGAACGAGGAGAGAGCUCAAAUUUUCAAGUAGAAUCCAUUUAAGAGUUUGUCUUGAAGGGGGGUACCAUGUGCUCGAUGAAUCAACUAUGUAUAUAAGUGACCAAAGGCCUACGGCGAGGCAACUUUGGAAACAACCGAUUGGAAUUCUUGAAGUUGGGAUCUUAGGUGCUCAAGGACUUCUUCCCAUGAAGAUGAAGGAUAGUAGAGGGAGUACAGAUGCUUAUUGUGUAGCUAAGUAUGGCCAUAAAUGGGUUCGAACAAGAACAAUUAUUGACACUUUCAAUCCCAAAUGGAAUGAGCAGUAUACGUGGGAGGUUUAUGAUCCUUGUACAGUUAUAACUCUAGGAGUCUUUGACAACUGCCAUCUUGGUGGAAGUGAGAAGUUGAAUGGUGGUGGCACUGGAGCUCGCGAUUCUCGAAUUGGAAAGGUUCGGAUUCGACUUUCUACACUUGAAGCUCAUCGAAUUUACACACAUUCAUACCCACUUUUAGUUCUUCACCCCCACGGGGUGAAGAAGAUGGGAGAGCUCCAACUAGCGGUACGUUUUACGACACUAUCUUUGGCGAACAUGAUCUAUGUGUAUGGACAUCCUUUACUACCUAAAAUGCAUUACUUGCAUCCUUUAACUGUUAACCAAGUGGAUAACUUGAGAUACCAAGCAAUGAACAUUGUGGCAGUGAGAUUAGGACGAGCUGAGCCACCGCUAAGAAAAGAGGUGGUGGAGUACAUGUUAGAUGUGGAUUCGCAUGUUUGGAGCAUGCGGAGAAGCAAGGCCAACUUCUUUCGUAUCAUGGCUCUUAUCUCAGGUGUGAUAUCGAUGAGCUGGUGGCUUGGAGAUGUUUGCACGUGGAAGAAUCCAAUCACAACAGUGCUUGUCCAUAUCCUUUUCCUCAUACUAAUUUGCUACCCUGAGCUAAUACUUCCUACCAUGUUCCUUUACAUGUUUUUGAUUGGGCUUUGGAACUAUAGGCUUAGGCCAAGGCACCCUCCUAACAUGGACACAAAGUUAUCGUGGGCCGAGGCAGUCCACCCAGAUGAGCUUGAUGAAGAGUUUGACACAUUUCCAUCAUCAAAAUCGAACGAUGCCGUUCGAAUGAGGUAUGAUAGGUUGAGGAGUGUUGCAGGGAGGAUUCAGACUGUGGUUGGGGACAUAGCAACGCAAGGGGAGAGAGUUCAGUCUUUGCUUAGUUGGAGAGAUCCUCGAGCAACUAGCCUUUUCGUAGUUUUCUGCCUUUGUGUUGCAUUAGUUCUCUAUGCGACCCCCUUUAGGGUUGUGGCUUUGGUUGCAGGGCUCUACUACUUGCGUCAUCCUAGGUUUCGGAGCAAGCUACCUUCAGUGCCUAUCAACUUCUUCAGGAGAUUGCCGGCACGGACUGAUAGUUUGCUCUGAUAUAACAUAAAAAGCUAAUAUUAUAUAAUUAUAAUUAAUAUUUAAAUUUUCUAAUUUUUUCUAAAAGGGUUUAUUUUCCUAAACAUCAUAUUGUUAUAACAAAGUUUCCAUUUUAAUACAAUAAUACUAAUUUGCAACA